Cokeromyces recurvatus is the source of this 2028-nucleotide messenger RNA. RefSeq lists its product as uncharacterized. The coding region runs from base 92 to 1882 and encodes 596 amino acids. The transcript is spliced from 4 exons. Lineage: Eukaryota; Fungi; Mucoromycota; Mucoromycetes; Mucorales; Mucoraceae. Gene Ontology annotation, molecular function: guanyl-nucleotide exchange factor activity; SNARE binding. Gene Ontology annotation, cellular component: plasma membrane; transport vesicle; early endosome. Gene Ontology annotation, biological process: early endosome to late endosome transport. The record is from RefSeq and is a predicted model, not a curated record.
AUUGUCUUUCUUUCUUUUUUAUUUUUAUUAUUUAUUUUUUUAUUUUUAAAGAUGUAUUAAUUCUUUUUGUCCACAUUUUAACUUUAAAGAAAUGAUGCAAAAAAUAUUUUUAACAACUCCCAACAACAAUGAUGAAUUAUUACAAAAAAUAGACAAGCUUAUAUUAAAGUUUUGUGAUACAUCUAUUGACUGUAAUUCAUUAGAAAGUUUACAUGAAUGUACAAAGAAGAUAUUCGAUGAGGGAUAUCAACUGAUAGAUAAAUAUUUUGUUAACAGUCAACAUUUUAAAGAAGAAUUAUCAUUCAAUAUAGAUCAAAUACAUGAAAGUUUUGAAAGUUAUUUUAUGGACUUAAUUUACGAUGUUACAUUCUUUAAGAUUACUCAAUUUUUAUUAUCAAAGGAUAUAAAAUUAAGCAAGGUUCUCGAGGAAAUAGAAUAUCUAGACUUUUCUCAAAUUGAACUUCCUUCUUCAAUUAAAGAUGGAAGGAAACGAGUUUAUGCUGCGAUUUCUAAAUUUGAAAGAAUAGGUUCUUUCCGUACUCCGGCUGAUAAGUUGAAUUGUUUGUUAAAUACUAUAUCUGAAUUAACAAAAGAGGAUGAUGAAUCAAAAGAAGAGAUAUCAUUCCUGGACUCAGAUUCUUUGAUACCAUUAUUAUUAAUGAUAGUAAUUAGAAGUAGAAUCCCUCAUCUUAUAGCAAACUUGGUUUAUAUAAAGGAAUACAAUUUUAGUCGUAAUGUUAAAAUUGGAAAAGAUGGAUAUGCUCUUAGUACCCUUGAAGGUGUUUUAGAUUAUAUUCUUGAUGCUCAAUUAGAAUUAUCCAAUAUUUCAAGGAAAAAUAAGUCUUUUUGGUCAGCAAUUAAGGCAGGUGAUAUUACAGAAAUUAAGAAUCCUUAUUAUAAUGAUACAAUUGAGGUACGCGAUAUAAAUGGUAAUAAUGGCCUGAUGAUAGCGUGUAUGUAUGGACAAGCGAAUAUUGUUGAUUAUUUGAUUCAUCGAUCUGACUAUAGUCAAAAUGAUAAUAAUUGUACACCUCUUAUGUGUGCCAUCAAGUGUAGUAAUUCUUUAGAUAGUGUUAGGAUAUUAUUGAAACACAAAAUGGUUAAAGAAUCCAUAAAUUCGCUUGAUUAUACCGGAAACAGUGCAAUUUUGUAUGCUGCUGGUACGAAUAAUCUUAGUCUAAUUAAAUUGCUACUAAAAGAGGUUGGCAUACAUCGACUCUAUCAAGUUAAUUCUAUAACAUACGACUCUGUACUUCAUAUUGCAGCUCAAAAUAAUAGUUCCUUAGAAUUUAUAACCUAUUUGAUGGAACAAUUAGAUCUUUCGUGGAGGAAAAGCAAAAAUAAAAAGGGAGAAACAUUUUAUCAUUUGAUUCAAAGUUUAGACCUAUUAAAAUAUGUGAUGAUACAGCCUACAUUUCAAUUAGAUGAUUUAGUAAACGACGUAGAUCACAUGGGUCGGUCACCUUUUAUGAUGUGGGCCUCUAAAGGACGAUUAGAUCUUAUAGAAACAUUAAUACCCUAUAUUAUGAUGGAUACCUAUUCUCAAGUGGAUAAAGAGGGCAACACAAUUUUUCAUUUACUGGCAACUCAUCUUUGUGAAGGUUUAGUGAUGGUGUUUGGUGAAAAUAGUUUAAAUUAUAUAGUAGAACAAAUGAAAGGUAUUGUAAACGUUCGAAGCUGGAAUUACGGUAAUACACCUCUUCACUUGAUAGCUGGAAUAUCUACUCGGGCACCUAAGCAAAAUAUAGUAAAUGCCAUCUUAUUUAUUAAAGCUCUAGUAAACAAUGGUGCAUGGAUAAAUGCAGUUAACUUUAAGGGUGAACAUCCUGUAGAUAUUUGCAAAGUGUCUGAGUUAGUGACAUGUAUGGAUGGUAAUAGAUAAAAUUGUAUUUAUGAUAUGGUAUGGAUUUAUAACUGUAUGUGUGUGUGUGUGUGUGUGUGUUUAUGUGUGUGUAUGUUUUUUUUUCUCUCCCUUAAUUUAAAAGAACUGUAUUUACAAAAAGAUAUUUGUUUAACUGCAAACUUUAA